Molecule: messenger RNA, 1375 nt
Organism: Trichoplusia ni (cabbage looper)
Lineage: Eukaryota; Metazoa; Arthropoda; Insecta; Lepidoptera; Noctuidae
Exons: 6
Coding region: 988-1305 (105 amino acids)
Source: RefSeq, a predicted model, not a curated record
GUAGUAUUUCAUGCGUAUACAGUUUAAUGUAUAUUUCUUUUUUAUCUUACCUUAAACCGCUUUAUACAAGUGCAGCUGCUUAUUUCAGCCUUCUUCUCCUUCCUGUUUUUCUCUGGCUGAAGUAUCAAUAUUUGUUUAACCUUCCUUUUGCUUUCACACAGUCCAAAAAAGGCUUACGUAUUCUGUGUCCAAGAUGCAUCUUCCCCAGCAAAAGAAAGGAAGAGGCAUCCAGAAUAGAAAAUAUUAAGAGGCUACUCUGAUCGAUGAACAGCGACCUCUUAUAAGAUGCUCCAUAUUAUCUGGAAGGUUUAUUAAUUGAUUAAAUAUUUUAUUUUUAUAACUACACCUCGAAUUUUAAAGGCAAAUGGCACACAGCCCGGAUAGUCUUUAGUCCUUAGUCCCUCAGACAGAGUCACAAUAAAAAACUAGGAUCCAAAAGCAGUGACUCAAAAAGUUUCACAUAAACAGAAAAAAGAGAAUUACAGUUAACUCUAACUCUUAGUUUCUAGAUUAAGGAGCGGCAGCUUAACUUAAGGACUCCGGUUGGGUCCGAAACUAGUCGCCAGUCGGACUUACCUGAUGAAUACGCAUAAAGAAAUGUUAUGAAAUAUAUAAUUAGGAGUCCGCCUCUUUUUCUAUAUCAAGGAUGUCAUGAAAAGUCAUUAACAUCUAAAUAGUUAUUACGAAGAAACAAAAAUGCACACAGCGGUUUCCAUGGCAGCGGGAGCACGUGGUGCGCGGACGCACUUCCCGCGUGUCGGAGGUCGCGCAGCGUUCUAUAUAAUGUGAACAAGUUGCCCAAGCGCACACUACCACACUCACGCGCACGCCGCCAACAUCCACCCACUGAACAUUCGGGAGCGGUCAGCCCUGCAGCCACGAGCCCCAGUCAGUCUGCGCUUACGCAUCCGCCAUUCGGACACAGUGCGCGUGCACUACAGUGAUACUGUGACAGUGUCAGUAACUUCCCGUUAAUAAAAUAACAACAUGAACCACUACGUGAAAAUCGCGUUAGUCAUGUGCGCGUGCUUAGCACUUACAUCGGCGCAGUUCAGAACCUUUGACUACGACUUUGGUUUCGGUUCAAGUUACAAUGCCCCGGCUUAUAACAGUUUCGCGGCGGCUGCCAGAGAUCCAAGGGCUAACACCGGACCAGUGCUGUUCCCUCCAUCCCCCAGCGGGGACCCCACCCAGACCAGUGGCGUGGUGGUAGGAGCGUCCGGCUUCGGUUUCGUGCCCCCCGGCUCCCAAGGACCAGCGAUACCCCGGUUUUUCUACAGAAGACGCCUUUAUCUAAGAAGAUAAAUUAAUUAGUCUUAGAAACCAGAAGUGAGGACAGGUUUUUAAAAAGCAAGCACGGUUACGUCACAAACAA